GUCAAGUUUUCUCUCAAAACUGAUGCUGCGUUCAUGGUUCCGCUCUCCAUUAGUUUUGAUCUUGAUUCCAUUCUACAUCCUUUUUUGUCUCUGUCGGCUUCUUUGUCUCAGAAUUUUAUUGAGGAUAUGAUUGAAUCGUGACUCAUUAGAGUGAAGAAAUAUGUUCGCUGCUGACGUCACUUUGGUGUUUUCCUUUAUUUCAGUGGGUCAGCUAUUAGAGUAGGGCAUGAGAACUACACACACAAACAGACAAACAGACAGAGUUAUUGGCUGAUUAGUAACCAUUCAUCGAAUUGUCUCAUUAUGUUAUGUCCUGACGGAACCAGCAUGUGUCGAAGGCUUUUGUCGUUUCGAACUUGGUACCGACGCUCGAGCUCGUAUCGGGGGUCCUGCGCUGGUGUGACCGACCUCGGUGCUUCGUAUUCCGGGCAGAAGGGGCUGAGCACAGCGGUGCUGCUGCUGCUACUGCUAGGUUUAAGUUCGGUUUGUUCCACCGCUGAGGAGCAACACUGCCAUGGAGCGUACGAUUUGUACUUUGUUCUGGACAAGUCUGGAAGUGUCUCAGCCGACUGGAUGGAGAUCUACUCAUUUGUGAGGAACCUUACCGAUAGGUUUGUGAGUCCCCGAAUGAGAGUCUCCUUCAUCGUUUUCUCAGCUCAAGCAGACACACUGUUACCACUGACAGGAGACAGAUAUGAGAUAGAAAGGGGUUUGGAGAAACUGAGGAACGUAAAACCCGCAGGUGAAACUUACAUGCACGAGGGAAUUAAAAUGGCCACAGACCAGAUAAAGCAACAGGCUACAAAGUCUUCCAGCAUCAUUCUGGCUCUGACUGAUGGACAACUCCCGGUUUAUGUGCAUGAACUGACAGUGAAGGAGGCAGACGAGGCCAGGAUGUUUGGAUCUCGAGUUUAUUGUGUGGGAAUCAAAGACUUUGACGAACAACAAUUGGUGGACAUCGCUGACACCAAAGACCAGGUGUUUCCUGUCAAAGACGGUUUUCACGCUUUAAAAGGGAUCAUCAACUCUAUAUUAAAACGCUCGUGCACAGAGAUCCUGAGUGUGGAGCCAUCCAGUGUCUGCGUCAACCAAUCCUUCGACAUUGUCCUCAGAGGAAACGGCUUUGCUUUGGGACGCAGCAGUGAAAAUGUCAUCUGCAGCUUUAUUAUUGACGAACAAACUAUCAAUAAUAAACCAAGUGUUGUGCGUAAUGACUAUCUUCUGUGCCCUGCACCAAAGCUAUAUGGAGUUGGACAGACUAUGGACGUUCUCAUCAGCCUGAACAACGGAAAGUCCUUUGUCUCCAAUGCCUUCACCAUCAGUGCCUCCACAUGUUCUGAUGGUCUGGUUGUGGCCAUUAUCUUCCUGGUUAUACUGGCUCUAGUGGCGCUGGCCAUGAUGUGGUGGUUCUGGCCUCUGUGCUGCAAAGUGGUAAUCAAAGAUCCACCUCCACCCCCACCACCGUCUCGCCCUCCACCACCUGAACCUGAGCCUCUGUCUAAGAAAAAAUGGCCGACAGUUGAUGCCUCGUACUAUGGAGGAAGAGGAGUUGGAGGAAUCAGUCGCAUGGAGGUACGUUGGGGUGAGAAAGGUUCCACAGAAGAGGGAGCAAGACUGGAAAAAGCCAAAAACGCCACAGUGACAAUUCCUGAAGACUCAGAGGAGCCUAUAAUCCAGCGUCCUCCCAGAAGUCCUCCACCCGUUGUCCAACAGAAUGAAAACAAGUGGUACACACCGAUCAAGGGUCGUAUGGACGCCAUCUGGGCUCUGUUCCGGCGACAGUACGAUAGAGUGUCACUCAUGCGUCCCACGUCUGCAGAUGAGGGUCGUUGCAUUAACUUCAGUCGAGUUCAGCAGCAGUAGACAAAGAGAAUCCACAGCAGGAUGAGAGGAAUGUGGAAGAAUAACAGGUUUUUCUUUUUCUUUUUUCAUCACCUUGCGUCCUUUUUUGUUUGUUUGUUAGAAUUCCUGCACUAAAUCACUAAACACUGCUUUGUUUUGUGCCACAAAUAUUGUUGUGUCUUUUCAGAGUCACAGAGUGAAUGUUAAUAUAAGUUAUUGUUUACCACCUUUGUUUUAACUCUUUAUAAGUUGUAUUUUUAUAUUGUUGGAUUUCUAAUUUGCAAAAUGUCCAAAUCCUUUCUAAGAUAUUUUUCCAUUUUGUGUCUUGAGUAAGAAAAAUGCACAGAUGCUUCCAAAGAGAAAUAAGAAGAAAAAGUCAAAGAGAUGAUGUGGCUUAAAGUGUAUAAACACUACGCCGAUUUAUUUCAUUUUUACAGUGUUGUGUUAUUUGAAUUGGUAAAAUCUUUGACUUGUUCUCGCCGACAACAAUGUUGACCAACAUUGGCUUCCUUAAAACAAAAUGAAAUCACAACCAAACAGACUGUUUACACGUUCCUAAUUUUAGGUACAUCCUGUAAAGCAUUCUCACAUUUAAAAAUAAAUCCACCUCCAAAUAUAAAAACAAUCUACUUCUAGUUUUAAAACUAAAAAUGUAAGUAUUUCAGAUAAUAAAAAAAAUCUACUUAAAUUUUUAAAACAAACUAUUUCCUGAUUUUAUAUAAAUCCACCUUUAGAUAAAAACCCACCUCCACAUCUUAAAGAAAUUCCACCUUCCAACAACAUAAAAAUCCACCUCCUAAUUUAAAAAAAUCCACUUCCAGAUACACUUCCCUCCUGUUGCCCUCACACACUAGAUUAAAAGUUAAAAUUAGUGUCCAUAGUUUGUUAAUUUAUUUAAAAUGUAAUUUAUCAGGACAGAUGAUGAUUGACAUUUUAUUGAUUUUUUUUACCCAUCAACCUGAGUCUAGUUUUCAAACAUAAACUAAUAUUUUGUUGUGAACAUAUACGAUGUCACAGAUGUGGGU
Cynoglossus semilaevis (tongue sole) is the source of this 2867-nucleotide messenger RNA. It is a transcript of the gene antxr2a, whose product is annotated as ANTXR cell adhesion molecule 2a. Lineage: Eukaryota; Metazoa; Chordata; Actinopteri; Pleuronectiformes; Cynoglossidae. The record is from RefSeq and is a predicted model, not a curated record. Bases 304 to 1863 code for a protein of 519 amino acids. The transcript is spliced from 17 exons. Gene Ontology annotation, cellular component: cell surface; plasma membrane. Gene Ontology annotation, molecular function: transmembrane signaling receptor activity.